UUAGGGAAAAUGGCGGUAGUUGACAGUUUCGAAUAUCUUUUUCGUGAAAUAUCAUUGGUUUGUCGGUCUACUAGGGAUGCACUGGCCUUUAUCGGUGCAUUAUAUGCCUCACGGAAGACAUUACAAUUCAUCGGUUGUGUGUUAAAGGCAGGAAACGACCAUUUACUCAGUAAAUUGUCAAGAUGGAGUAAUCUUCAGAAGCGUUUUGGAAAAUGGGCCGUGGUGACAGGAAGCAGUGAGGGGAUAGGACGAGCUUAUGCAAGAGAGUUAGCUAGUCGUGGCCUCAACAUUGUUCUGAUCAGCAAAAAAGAGAAUCGCUUAUACAGGACAGCCAAGGACAUAGAAGAAAAAUAUGGUGUGCAAACCUGCGUUUUAGGCAUCAAUUUUAAUGAAGGUCGAGAAAUUUACCAAGAAAUAUGGGAAGCAAUCAAAGACAAAGAAAUUGGAAUACUAGUCAAUAAUGUUGGAGUGAUGUAUGAUUACCCACAACCGUUCCUGGAGGUGCCUACAGAGAUGUUAUGGCAGUUAAUCAAUGUGAACGUAGCCACAGCGACUAUGAUGACCCAUAUGAUAUUACCACAAAUGGUUCAAAGAUGUAAAGGUGCAGUGGUGAUGGUAUCGGCUGGCUCCUGUGAUAAAAUCACUCCACUGACAACUGUAUACUCUGCUACCAAGAGUUUCCUGGAUUACUUUGCCCGAGCCAUACAGUAUGAAUACCAGGACCAUGGGAUCAUUGUCCAGUCAUUAAUGCCUUUCUAUGUAGCUACCAGGAUGACACGCUUCAGUGAAACUCUGUCACGCCCCAGUAUCAUGAUCCCGUCUGCUGCUGAUUAUGCCCGUCACGCCAUUGCUACCCUAGGAUAUACAAGUCGUACGACUGGGUACUGGCCACAUACCUUACAGGGAUGGAUUAUCCAGUGUAUUCCAGACAGUUUGUGGAUGUGGGGAGCCACCAGACUAAACUAUGCCUUCAAACGCCAGACUGAUGAACGCAUCAAACGACGUUCUCUACGACUAAUGCAUAGUGACCAGUCACAGGAAUCUGACUCAUGACGAACUGUUGAUGUUAUUUAGGACAACUAUUUAAUAAUUCUAGGUAAAUAAUUAAGACAUGAUUGUGGAUUAAAUUGAAAUUGCAAAUGAUUUUAUCAAUUCGUCUUAUAAUAGUUCAUGUAAUUACAAUAUGGUCUAAUUAUUAUAAUACUUAGGUCACCUCCCUAAGUCGUUGAUUUAAGACAAUUUUCAAAUACUGAACACAUGGGCUGUUUUUAUUCGGUUGAACCAGUUGGAUAGAUUUUUUAAUGAAGGAUCAUGGACCAGGCAAACAAAUUCUACAUCCCAGUGACCACUGACAAAGAUUUACAAUGUCUGUUUAAUUUACAUCUGAAGGUCCAUCAUUAGAUUGAAAGGCGACAUAAUGUAAAAGACCAACUGGCUUGUCCUUAUUUUGAAAAAGUAUUACAUUUGUAUUUCAAAAUUUAGUCACUACUGUAACAGCAAGUCAUUUAAGCCAACACAAAAAGCAUAAAUCCACAAACAUUGUCUUGUAUAUCCCUAUACCAUUGUUGCAGAAUACCACUGUACAGAAACUGAGAUCGGUUGUGUUACCUGUGAUACAAGUCACCAUGAUCGUUCCUGGCCACCACAUUGAUUUUGAGUGAUGAUAUAUAACCAAGAGUUAUGUGUAUCCCCAGUUGAAAUUGUGAUCUAUAUAGAAACUGUUUAUAUGUAUAUACAGACAUGUGCUUCCUUCAUACUCUCGCUAUUUUCCUACACUGCCAAAUAAUAGUGUGUUCCCGUUUAUUUUAUCUACAAUAUGCUUUAAGAUUACAAUGUACAUGCACCAGAGGACAGCUCAUGUGAUUAACACUUUGAUUUCUGUCCAUUAAAUUUGUGGUCUGUUUACAAUUCACAUUUGUAAACCCCUUCUCCCUUCUCAAAACCCCCAAUCUUGCCCCCCUCUCCUCUUGAAUCUCUAUUCUCCAAAAAAAUUUGUUUAUUGUUUCAAAAAAUUAUUGUAAUAGGAUUAUCCAUGAUUUCACAUUCCGCAUUAUGUUCCCACAUAGUAAAGAUUCCCUGUAUGGAGGUAACUUCAUUUUUUAUCCUGUUAGUAUUAAUGAACUUGUUUUGUGUCAUCAUUUAAUUUGUUUUGAGUUAUUUGUGAUGCAUUAUUUCACUUGUUUGAUGAUUUGAAUGCAAGCUGAACGACUACAGCCUCUUCUGCAUUAAAGCAAUAAUAGAUUGGUGUCAAUCUUGCAACUGUCCAGCUAGCCUUUAUGCAUACUACUUUAUAUCGAGUGGUCAUCCAAUAACACUGCAUUAUCGUAAUAGAGCAGAACUUCAACCUUCCCUUUUCCACAUUUGGCUUUAAAUACUCAUGAUCUACUCAGGGGCCUCAUUAUAAUUCAGGUAUCAGUAAUCAAAGUCUUCUAUCAGCUUACUGAUGGAGCAUCUCUUUCAAAGAGAUAUUUUAUACAUCUUUGUCCUAGUUAAAUACAAGCUUUUAAGUUCUGCUUAUCAUACUUGCAUUGUAAAUGUUAUUUUUUAUAUAGUAUUAGGUGUUAUUAUCCCGUUUCCUAGAAGUAUACUGUAUACCGUAGCUACCUUGUUAAACCUACAUAAGAUGUGAAUGUUAAAAGAAAUCGACAAUAUGACCUGUUGUAAGGAGAUCUUCACAUGUUUUCACAAAAGAAUCCUAGCUGUUCAUUCAAGAUUUAUACUUGUACGCACAAAAGCAACCUGUUGAUCUAAAAAAAAAAAAAAAAAAACUGUUGAUUCGAAUCAAGAUUUAUACUUGUGCAAAAGAAACCUGUUGAUCUGAGAUCUAUACUUUUAGGGGCAAAAGAUGCUGUUGACCCUAGACCUGUACUUUUGGGCUAUACCUAGUAUAGUUACAUGUUUAUAUUUACAUUUGUCUGGUAUUGUCACUAUAUAGCCUGUUUGAGAGCUCUGGCAUUGAUGUGCGUUUAAAUGCCAUCAAUCACGUGCUACACUUAUCAGCAUAUUAAUACAAGUGCAACUACAAUAUCGAGGAUAAUUACGUUUAACGACUAAUUAUUUUGUCUACAUUAUUUGUUAUAAAAACAUGCCGUUUGCGCAUUACGUUGAUAAUAAAAUGAUUAACAAACUGAUUUUUUAAAAAUUCUCCAUGUACUAUUUUGUUUGCCAAAAAGGAUGCGACCAUGUUCCGCUGUUCCAAGAGCCCAACUCGAUUUGCACUCUUCUCAGAAGAGAAGCCUUCUAAGAAGAUCGCAUUCUGUUAUAUGUAAAUCGAGUAAACCGGUAGAAUAUAAACAAAACAAACAAGUUUUUAAGUUUUCUCAAACGCUAUGUGCAUGUAUUUGUUAUUAAUCCUUCUGUAGUGAAACUCAUCUCUCGCACACUUAAAACAUCUUCGCCGACAUCUUGGAAGAUACAUCUUCCAGCUUCGAGACGGAAGAGGUAGAAGAUCUUCCAGAAGCAGAAGAGCUACAAAUCGAGUGACCGGAAGAUAUAUUCUAGAAGAAGAAGUGUGUAAACCAAGUGGGACUAAGGACUGGCAAAAAAUCAGCUGACUGUCGGUAAGGCGGGAAUUGUGAAUUUUAAAUAUGAAUUAUAGCAUUUUAAAAUAAAAAAAGGAAAAAGAAUGUAAAUAUAUAAGCGUUGAAGUGUUUUUGUAUGGUAUUUAUGAUCUACAUUGUAUUUGAAUGCCAGAGCUUUGCAAGCAAACAACAUUUGUUCAAUGCUUAAAUGUAAUUGUGAUACUAAGACAGCAAUACUUUUACAUAAUUAUAUGUUUUUAUAUCUAUUCCAUUCACUUUUGUAUAAUUAUGUUCAUUAUUCAUUUUACAUUUUUAAUAUAAUUUGUUAUUACAUGUUAUUACAUUUAUUUUUCGUUUUAUUAAGUUUCUGAAGUAAUUUUUUAUAACUGAUGAAUAUUGUCACUACAUGGGUAUAUUAAUAUUGCACCCAAGUGUUUGGAUAUAUUAAAAUUGUAUCCAUGUUUGGAUAUAUUAAUACUGUAUCCUUGUUUGGAUAUAUUAAUACUGUAUCCAUGUACUGAUGCUUAUUUGUCAACAGGAAAUAAGUUAAUACAUGUAGUACCUGCUUUGAUGUUUGUUUACUCACAGUAAAUGUGGUUGUGUGACGAGUUUGUUGAAUAUAUGACCGAUACUAAUGAUCUGUACUUUUUAAAGAUGUGUGUUAUUUUGAUAUGAUUUUCACCAGCUUUACAAUCCUGGCUGUACAAAGUGUGUUGAUAGACUUGAAUAUUGACAAAUAAACAUAAUACAGAUAUUGCAUGUUGA
Messenger RNA from Pecten maximus, 4286 nucleotides. RefSeq names its product inactive hydroxysteroid dehydrogenase-like protein 1. The transcript has 9 exons. The record is from RefSeq and is a predicted model, not a curated record. Gene Ontology annotation, molecular function: oxidoreductase activity. The coding region runs from base 10 to 1053 and encodes 347 amino acids. Lineage: Eukaryota; Metazoa; Mollusca; Bivalvia; Pectinida; Pectinidae.